Molecule: messenger RNA, 1371 nt
Organism: Melanotaenia boesemani (Boeseman's rainbowfish)
Lineage: Eukaryota; Metazoa; Chordata; Actinopteri; Atheriniformes; Melanotaeniidae
Gene: rfk
Product: riboflavin kinase
Exons: 4
Coding region: 692-1201 (169 amino acids)
Biological process (GO): riboflavin biosynthetic process; FMN biosynthetic process
Cellular component (GO): mitochondrion
Molecular function (GO): riboflavin kinase activity
Source: RefSeq, a predicted model, not a curated record
AGGCGGAUGGAAGUUUACCGUUUAAAUGGAGAGGAAAGCGUCUGCCGGUGGAAAGAGGCCAUGUGUUUAAAAGAGGCGUUCUCGGCGAACAAGCCGUCAGAUCAGAGCGGGUCAUCCAGCUGAUGCCCCGACUAAUCGCCCGGUUUAAAUGACGUGAAAACUCCGCCCACUCGGCUCGCCGCCGGGUCGCCCUGGCGAUAGAUGGGCCAGACCCAGUAAGAGCAUUGCUGGCGCAAAGGCUUCAACACAAACAUCUACCGGUUUCUUUCUGAGCUUCACUUUUUGUCACCAUUCAGCGAAUGGACUUAACUAAAACUAGGACUAUCGUCUUUUAAGUACUCUACUAACAGCUCUUUUAGGUUUAAAGCUGCUUUAGAAACUGCAUCUAAUUAAACUAGUUAGCACUGUUAGCAUAGCUGGUGAACUUUCACCAUCAAUGCUGUGAUUAAGGUUCAACUUUAACCAACUCGAACAAGCUAGCCUGACAGGUUAAACUAACAGCGUAGCUAAAUACAAGGACGCAUACGGAUCUGAUUAUAUAUAGAUAUAAAAUACGAAUUUCAGUCUUACUAGCUUUCUAAGCUUUGAGUUAGCUAGCAGAAUAAUUCUGUUUGAAAGCCAGUCUGCCUUCUUUGUGUUCGAGGUCAUUCUGUCGCUACCUUCUAAGCUAGCUGGUCUUGGGACACUGGUCAUGAAGAGCCUCCCGUUUUUCUGCCGAGGAGAGGUCAUUCGAGGUUUUGGGAGAGGGAGCAAGGAACUUGGAAUUCCCACAGCCAACUUCCCAGACUCAGUUGUGGACAAUCUUCCUCCAGACAUCAGGACAGGGAUUUAUUAUGGAUGGGCAUGUGUCGGUAAUGGCGAAGUAUGCAAAAUGGUGAUGAGCAUUGGCUGGAACCCUUACUACAAAAAUACCAAGAAAUCUAUGGAAACACAUGUGAUUCACAAAUUCAAAGAAGAUUUUUAUGGAGAAAUUCUCCGUGUUGUUAUGGUGGGCUACAUCCGUUCAGAGACAACCUUCGACUCUCUUGAGGCUCUCAUUGUUGCAAUCAAUAAUGACAUUGAGGAGGCCAAGGUGAAGCUGGAGCUCCCAGAACAUCGCAAACUGAAAGAUGACAACUUUUUCACCAGUACAGCCAGCUCCUUUUCAGACUCAGCCACCACCACUGCAUCCACAUCACAGACUAUUAUUAAUGGUCACUGACAGCUGGCUUUGACAACAACGCGUAGCAUCUGCAUUCACAUAGACCAACCAGAUGAACAGAGAAUUCUAUAACUCACACACACACACACACACGAGCUGCUCAUAACUACAGUCCUAUUCUGAAAUCUGUCAGCUGAUGCCAUGGCUGCACAGGCACAUGAUCAUAAACA